This is a messenger RNA of Closterium sp. NIES-65, 462 nucleotides long. The record is from the annotation of a GenBank genome assembly. NCBI's taxonomy places the organism in Eukaryota, Viridiplantae, Streptophyta, Zygnematophyceae, Desmidiales, Closteriaceae.
AUGCCACAGAACAGUUACAUCCUGGACGGUCCGAUUUUUGCCGCGUGGAUCGAGCUGGCCCAUUUUCAAAGUUCAAGCACCAGUCGUCCCAGCCCUUUCACCCCGUUCCUCUCUUACAAUGCCUCUUACCCCAUUCACCUUGCCCCGUCCCUUUUCCUGAAUUCGUUUGAACCCGUGUCUGUCACCCUUGCUUCUCACCCCAUGCCUCUCACAUACCCUGUCCCACGCCGUCACAUGCGUCUGCAGGUGGGGCUGCUAAACGCCGACGUGGUCGGCCCCUCACUGCCCAACUUGCUCGCCCUGGACAUCGCCGGCUGCCCUCUGCUCGCUGGACCUAGAGACUACCGGCCGCCCCUUGCUGGCCUCGCCCGAACCCACGCGCCCAUGUUGCCACUGCAGGCGCUCGGCGUGCUCUGCAUGUCCAUGGGCUUCCUCGUGCCUGCUCGCGUGGCCGCUGUGUAG